AUGGCCGAAGCCACGGCCACGCCUAGUAGUGCGAGCCCCAACCAGGCUCCACCAUCGACGCGUAACGGACCGCCGACCGAAGAACCUACCCUGGCGGACCUCCUCCAGGCACAGCAGGAAGAUCAACCAGCCAACCUCCUAGCGGAUGAAGACAGUCUCGACUGUAUUCGGGCAGCUUACGAGCGAGGCAUAACAGACCCCGAGCAACUGCUCGCUCUAGCUGAAAACGCGCAACCGAACCAAGUUCGAGACGCGCGCUUCAGCAUCAAGGCGACGUUCUCGGGGAACCUACAAGCGCUAUCGAGACCGAAGAUAAUUGCCAACCUGCAUCUCAUCAUGGACAACCCCCAGAAAACGCAGGUGUCUUCGGGGAUCCUGCGCUACUUCUUGGCAGGACCUACGUGUCCAAAGGCCCUCAUUGUUGGAGGAACUGUGUGCACCCAGUUUGAUGUUGAAGGCGUGCUGUAUGCAGUCAAGGGUAAGGACUUGCCACCGCAGUACUAUCACCUCCAACCGAGCAAGCGGUCGCCGAGCUGUCUGGAGCUAAGUGGAGCGCUCUACGGCAGACAACGAGUGGCCCAAGUCGGCAAGAACCCAAACAAUAUGAACAAGCAAAGCGGAGAGAAACGAGCGAGGGAGAAGGAGACCCCGCAGCCAGCCCGGCAGACUGAGAAUCAUGAAGGAAAAGUUAACACGAUCGAUGAUAUGGAUCUCUCGUUUGAUUCCCCUGUUGAGUUAGUUCACUCGGCACCUCCAAGCCCGACACAGUUUCCGGAAAGCGACUUCGCUCACCCGCCGAAAAGACUACAGAGCAGGAGAAUUGCACCGCCUCCUACUCCGUCGUCAGAGACGUGGAACUCCAGGAAUUUCUGGAGCCACCUCCAAGAUGUACACCCAGAAGUGGAAUGCCGUGUCACGGAGGAACACGAAGAGACCCUAGGCUUUCAGAUCCUCGUUGCCAGCAUCGCACCGAGCGAGAGCGUAACGAAGAGUGGCGAAUACGCCUACUACCACAAGAAGGACAAAUCGAAAGUGAAGCUUUCCCCCGAAGCGACCAUGCUGCGGGAGAACAUCCCGGAAAUGCAGAAAGACAUCCUAGAAUCAAACGAUCAGUUCGAACGCGAAAAGGAAGCCCUUCCAGCUGCCCAAGCGGCGAAAGAAUCGAAGUUGUUGACUACGUCGCCUUCCUCAGACGCAAUUCUGAGGGAGAUAACUAAGAACCGCCUUGCCUUCACGAUUAAGCUGUCUAAACUCAUGCGACAGAAGUCCGCCAUGAUCGAUGAGAUGGCGUGGACCCACCUUUGGUACCGAUGUGUAAAUGCAUCCGUACCAAGCGCCAAGUACACCUUCGCGACUAAGUGGAGAAAAAUGACUGGUGCGGAGGCCCUAACCUCUCGAGAGUCGAUGCUGGCCAGCAUGGAGACGCUAAAAGGAGAGAUAAAUGCUCCCUCACUUGAUGUCUCACUUGCAUUGGCCUUUUUCGAAUUGCUGCUCCUAGCAGCAGCACCCCGCAUGUUUGACAAAGACUACUGGAUCCAAACCCUGGCAGGCAGCCACGUUCCCUGGCUGCUAGCGUCAGGAACGCGCCUACUUCACCCAACACACUGUUGGCGCUGUUGCGCUCGGAGUGUGGAGGCCAUGUGCUCCAGCGACUGA
This is a messenger RNA of Phytophthora sojae, 1656 nucleotides long. RefSeq lists its product as hypothetical. The coding region runs from base 1 to 1656 and encodes 551 amino acids. Lineage: Eukaryota; Oomycota; Peronosporomycetes; Peronosporales; Peronosporaceae. The record is from RefSeq and is a predicted model, not a curated record. The transcript has 2 exons.